This is a messenger RNA of Podarcis lilfordi (Lilford's wall lizard), 5692 nucleotides long. Lineage: Eukaryota; Metazoa; Chordata; Lepidosauria; Squamata; Lacertidae. The record is from the annotation of a GenBank genome assembly.
AUGGCAGGUAUGUUGCUGCUACAGUUCUUCCCAUAGGCAGCAUUCCUCCCCUUUUUCAUCUCUGAUAUGUCAUGACUUCUUGCAUAUUCUGCCCUAUUGUUAAUUAUAUGACCUGGAAGACUUACACCAUUAUUCUUUAUGGAAGGAUCAUCCUGAACCCAAUGAGUCUAAGCUCCUGAUGGCUUUCAAAUAGAAAAGAAUUUAAAAGUUGAUCUGCAAGCUUUCUGAUAUCAAGUGGCAGUUUUCCAGUUCUGCAGUGGUUUAACUGUAGAUCAUCCUACCAGCUUUGCUUCAACCAAAAUUUCCCCAGUACCUAUGCUAUAUAAACCCCUUUCCCACACCACCACCCUGUUAUCCACUGAAAGUAGCCCCGGAUUUGGACAUUUUUAUCCCUGAAAUGCUUCUUUGGAGAUCCUGAAUUUAAAAAUCUUAGCUAAGUUUUCUUCUUCUUCUAGGACUGCAGCACUACUUUUCUCAACAGCACUGGGAUCAACGUGCACCAAAGCCAUGGAUUUCUCUUCUGCAUUUUCUAGAUGGCAUUCAAUAUCCAUAUCCUUCACACCUUGCAGGCAAGCCACCUUGCAGUAAGCAUGCCUGUUACAGCUCCACCUCAUUGCUGUUCAUCAUCAAAUGGACCCCUUUUAAGCAACUCUUCCUCAGUAUGAUGCCUUCCUAUCCCCAAGGCUCCAUUCUCCAUCACAACAGAUUAUAUUGUGCCAUAACCUUGAAGAUCUCAUAUACAGACCUCUCUUAGCUUCUCCAGGUUAGCUACCCUAGCCUCAAAGGAACAAAGAGCCAGGAGCUCAUUGUCUUAGGGACACACCAACAAUUUGUUCCCUGCCAGCAGAUAAUCAUACAUGUGAUGCCCUGUACAUUACACAGGAAGUUACUUACUCCUGCUGGCUUUCUAUUUCCAUAACUGAUUGAUUAAACUGAGUAUAAACCUGUUUUAAAUUCAAGAGCAAAGGACUAAACCCAACAGAGUUAGGCAUGGUUAAGCCUGCUGAAAUCAGUGGGAUUAAGCAUGUCUCCAUUGGAUUUAUGCCUAAGUAUUUAAAGGGGCAUCAUGAAUAAUAUAAAUACUGUUGGCUGCAAAUAUAUUGCAUAACCUAAGUAUAAUCAAGGAAAGAAUGCCUUCUUGAGAAACGUCUUCCUGAAUAUCUGAAAACUUUGUAGUUUGUACCUGGAAGAAUUGGGUUAUUUCCUUCAACAAACACCCUGUAUUCUCUUAGAAAUCUACUGUGAUUUGCAGGGAUAAGACGGGAUGGACAAUCUAUUGCUGGACUACAACUUCCUUCAUCCCUGGCCAUUGAUCAUGUUAGCUGGGGCUGAUGGGAGUCAGACAACAUUUGGAGGGCCAUAGGUUAUCCACUCCUGCCUUAAGACCUAUGCUACAAACAAACUUAACAGCCACAGAUUCUUUCCAAUGAAUUUUGGAGUUAGAGUCUUUGAAGUGUGGGAAGCAGGGAAGCAGGAAUCUAGCAGCCAUGAACACAAUUUUACUAUCUAUAAAACUGAAUUCUAACCAAAACUUUUAAAAACAACAACCUAUAGUUCUCAGAUUUCACUGCAAGAAACCAAAUUGAUCUUAGUUAAAACACAGUUGGUAGCAUACAGAUGCCUUAAGACUGGAUGUGCUGUAGAGAGCAACUGAUCUCUACUGGAUGAGGGGUGACCCAUGUAUUUGCUUCAUCUUUCAAAUGUCAGGAGAUGUGCUGGAAGCAUAGCUAUAUUCAUGACAGCUGUGCUUUUAGAGAUGACAAUGGCCAUAAAACAUAAGGUAGGAAGAAACACGGAAGAAGCUGGACAGAAUACAUGUUUUGUUGGUGUGGAGUUCUCUUUUGUAGCCCAGUUUUGAUCUGAGAAAUAAAAACUGUUAAUGUGCUUUACAGAAAAUUUGUCUCAGAAGGGGGUGGGGGAACACAAGUUGAUAAUUAAGAGCAGGAAAUUAAGUUUGAAUUCUGAUUCUGAAAUCUCACUUGAAAUCAGCCUUUCCUACCACAAGCAUUUGCCAGAUGUGAAGUGUGGCUGUGAACUGAGCUGUUUUACAAACCUGGCACUAGAAGGCUAUAUUCCCAAGCAAAUUUUGGAUUUCCCACUUAUGUCCCAGUAUUAAUCACAGCUUCCGUGAACUCAUCCACAGUUCACAGUCUUACAUAGUGCUCCUAUUACUCAGCUACUUUGAGGACUACACAGCUUGAGCAGUUUUCUCGCCUUAAACCAGUGCACAUAGCCUUCCAACUAGAGGGGGGGCAAUAUAACUUUCCACAAGCAACUACAUUUUUUCGAAGUUAUAAAGCACAUACACUUUAAAGGCAUAUGAAUGGGGUGACUUUCACCAACCAAGCGCGAAAGUCUGUCCCUAAGCAAGUUUACUCCAGAAGAAAACAGCCACUGACUUCAGAAUUGCAGCCUGAAACUACUACAAGGCAGUAGGACACAACUACUGAGUUCUCAAGCAGCUGAGAAGUCGGUGGUAAAUACAGCAAGUAGGGUUGCCACUUUUGGUUGGGCAAAAUAUGGGGCAGGUCAGGCAAAGAAAAGGCAGGUUGGGGGGGGAUUGGGGGACUUAAAAGUGCAAAAAUGAUUUCAAAGCAAUCUAUUACAAUGAUCAAAUGGAAGCCAAGUUCAAACUGUAACAGCAAACAUUCCAACAACAAUCCUGAAAGGAAAUCCUCCCCACCUGCUGAAUUUCUGCCUGUAGAAACCCUGAAUGUAGAAACCCAAACCAAAAAAAAAAAGAGAAAGGGAGGGGGGAAGGGACGAGAGAGACAGCAACAAGUUCUGCUUUUCUUCCUCACAGAGCUUUGCCUUCAACAUCGUAACAAGGUUUGCAUAACCCCUCAUCGUGGUACAGUGAAUUUGAGAGAUCGUAAGUUAUGGGGAGCAGAGAAAAGCAGCGGUGCCAACUUGAAUAUAAAAAAAUGGGAGGGGGGCUCCCAGGUAAGCCCCGCCCCACAUAAUCCAUCACAUGAUGCGCUGCACACACACUAUGUGAAUGGCAAUGCCCAUCAACUGGGGGUGGAGGGGCUCAGCCCCUUUAAAAAUUUGAUUGGUGGGGUGAAGACACCCUCGGCCCCAAGGAGUCGGCUGCUAUGGAGAAGAGUAUUUACACACGCGGGCAGCAAAAGCGAAGUGGGUUUAUAAAGCGGAGCCACUGACGGCGCCCUCCCUCACCCCACGAGCCGCAAUUCCCACAGACCCCUCGUGACCACUCCACGCGCGCCACAGGCUCCCCGCUUUCUUCCCUCCCGGCAGGCCUGGCGCGGCCCUCUUCUCCUUCUCCCUCCCUCCUCCUGCCUCCUCGCGGCCGCCGACGUCGUCGCCGUCCUGCGCGAGCCGCGCCGCCCGCUUCCCUUCGCCCGUGACUCCUCCCUCCCCUUCCCGCUCUGUCCCAGGGCUGACAUCACGCCCGGGGUUUCCAUCGGACGAGGGGAGGGGAGGGGGGUGAAGGAAAGAGGAGGAGGAGGAGGACGCUGUACGGAGCGGCUGCGGCAGCGUGAUGGCGGCGGCGGCCGGGAGGACUUAAAGCAACGGCGUCGCGCGCCCGCUCACCUCGGGGUGGGUUUUUUUAACCCGUUCUCUUCCCUCCCGCCGCGCUCUUCCCUAUUAAACCGCUUCUCUCUGUUUCUGAGGGGGCUCGCGCUGCUUCUCCCUCCCUCCCGCCCUCCUCUUUUUUUUUCGGGUAGGCCAAGAGGGAGGGCCAGAGAAGCGGCAGAGGGAAGAGGAGAGAGGGAAGAGAUCCCGGCAGGCCCCGGAGCGCUCCUUCCUUCCUUCCUUCCUUCCUCGAGGCCCGGCUGCAGCGCUCUCCCCCUCGCUGGCUUCUCAGGAGAGGCCCAGGCAGGCCUGGCGGUAAGUGCGGCCCGAUGGAGAGUGAAGGAGGAGGGCAGGCUGUGGGGAUCGGAGAGAGGCACGCCAUACCCGGCCUGGGCGCCUUGUGUAGGCCGCGGUGGGGCAAUGGAAGGGCGGAGAGGGAGGGAGCCAGCCAGCCAGCUAGACGGGAGUUGGGAGCCGAAGCUCCGGCUUGAGGGAGGAAGGAAGGAAGGAAAGGGCCCGGCCCAGGCGGUUUUGCUCGGUUCUGUGUGGAAAGCGGGCGAGCUGAGGGGGAGAAACGCCGCUUUUGUUCAGCCGCUGCGCCUCAGGCCGGUCCGUUUGUCCGACCGCCUUCGCUUUCUCGCUCUCAGCCCCCGCCCUCCACCCCCAUAUAGAGGCUCGCAGGAGCCGACCGCCGUGCUGCUGCUGGUUGUCUUUUUUCCCCUCCUCCGGCUUCCCCCGCCAUCUCCCUUUGUUUACCAGGCGGCCGAGGAGAGGCGGUUAUGCAGGACGCAGCGAGGCUUUCGCAAGCGGGCGAGGAGGGGAAAGGCGGGAGGACCGCGGCCGGCCUAAAAAAGAAGCGGCGGCGGCGGCAGUAAUAGUGGGAAAGGCGCCCCGCGAGGAGCAGCAGGAGACACCCGCCGCGAUAAGGGGGGAACCGGAGGGAGGGGAGAAAGCCCAUUUGUUUUGGCACCCACUAAAUCCACGAGGCCCGCUGCUCAUUGGCUGACAGGCUGGCUAUCAGGGACUCGGUGCGGUGCCUUCCUGCUGCUCUGAUCAGUGGCCCCGCCUUUUGCUUGGGUUCCCUUAAAUAAAUAUAUAUAUAACUGGGUUGAUUGAGACCAAGUGGAUGAUCUUUGCUGCUGUGAUAUUCCAAGUUAGCUUGUAUGAUAUCCAAAGGACGCAGACUUUCUAAGUAGCUAGAAAUUACUCUUGUGCUGGUGGCAAUAAGAAUUAGCAGCACAAGAGUAAUUCCAGCUACUUAACAGAGCUGGCCUUAGUAUAGGAUUUUGAAAGGGGCAAUGCCAUAGAAAUCAUAGUCGGGAUCUGUGAUUUGUUCAGUCGCUUUGGGUCAGGAAAACAAUUUUGUUAUAAAUCAGUCUUCCCUAUGUUUACUUGCAGUUUCCGUUCUCAAGUAAGCAGACAGGAGACUGUAAUCUUAACGGGAGUGAGCAAGCUGCAUUUUACUGGUGCUGCAAAUUUAUAAAAUGGUUCAUGUAUGCAUGUUGCUUACAACACAGUCCUAUGUAUGUUUACUCAGAAGUCAGAUGAAUUGUUAUAAUAGGACAUGCUCUGGUGAGUUGGUUUAGGAUUGUAGUUUUACUUUCAGAAGAACAAAGUUCCAGCCUGCACCAGCACUACUUCCUUGCUUUCCCUUGGCACUGCCACUAAUGGCACUGCUAAUUAGAUCAAUGUCAAAAUGCUUCAGAAAGGAUCAAAUUGGGUUUUCCAGUGUAUGAAGUUACUUAGCCUCUGAAGAAUAAUACUGACCCUGCUGUAUGAACUUACAGGGUAAAGAUCACUGAGAGAAUCCAUUAUGAGUGUUCACUGUCAAACUAGGACUGGAGAGACUCAGGUUCAAAUCCCCCAAUCAGCCACAAAGCAACAUUGGGCUAGUCACUCUCAUGGGUUUGGUGUAAUUAGAAAAUGGUUGGGGGAUGGGAAUGCAGGGUUAUAAAUGUAACAAAUAAUUCAAGAAUCUGAUGAGUUGCACAUAUCCAGCUAGUUUACUGCAGUAUCCUCAAAUAGAUUACAGAUUUGUAAACAUUUCACAUCUUUAUUAUUUGUGUAUUCAUUUUUUAGGGUAACUUGGGAAAAACAAUUAACCGCUGAAGUUACAUGUGAAAUAUCUGAAGAGCGAGGAAGACAACUCUCUUAA